Malaya genurostris is the source of this 2020-nucleotide messenger RNA. It is a transcript of the gene CCT8, whose product is annotated as T-complex protein 1 subunit theta. The record is from RefSeq and is a predicted model, not a curated record. Gene Ontology annotation, cellular component: chaperonin-containing T-complex. Gene Ontology annotation, biological process: protein folding. Lineage: Eukaryota; Metazoa; Arthropoda; Insecta; Diptera; Culicidae. The transcript has 2 exons. The coding region runs from base 88 to 1728 and encodes 546 amino acids. Gene Ontology annotation, molecular function: ATP binding; ATP-dependent protein folding chaperone; ATP hydrolysis activity.
UGGCAUCUCUGGUCGUGAUUCACAUCGGUUGCAUCGAGUUUGAGGUUGUGUAUUUUUUGGUACUCGUAAAAAAAUCUGUGUUGAAAAAUGGCUCUCCACGUUCCGAAAGCUCCUGGUUUUGCUUCAAUGCUCAAAGAAGGUGCACGCGCAUAUUCCGGGUUGGAAGAAGCAGUUUACCGCAAUAUUAACGCGUGUAAGGAAUUCGCUGCAUCAGUUCGUUCUGCGUAUGGACCGAAUGGUAUGAAUAAAAUGAUCAUUAAUCAUAUAGAGAAACAAUUUGUUACUUCUGAUGCUGGUACCAUCAUGCGAGAACUGGAUGUGGAACAUCCAGCAGCGAAGCUAAUGAUUCAGGCUAGUCAGAUGCAAGAAGCUGAAGUAGGCGAUGGAACAAACUUCGUGGUAAUUUUCUGUGGGGCUUUGCUGGCAGAAGCGGAAGAACUAUGCAGGUUGGGAGUCACUACUAGCGAUAUUACCGAGGGAUACGAGAAAGCACUUGAUAAAGCAUUAGAUAUACUGCCGAAGCUAGUCUGCUACGAGAUCAAGGAUUAUAGGAACCAAAUCCAGGUGAAAGAAGCUAUUAAAGCAUCCAUCAUGUCGAAACAGUUGGGAUACGAAGAGCUCAUUUCGGAUUUGAUUUCCAAAGCAUGCGUUUCGAUUUUACCGGAAAAUACCACAUUCAAUGUAGAUAAUGUUCGUGUGUGUAAAAUUUUGGGUGGUGGACUCCACACUUCGGAAGUGGUACACGGUAUGGUAUUUAAACGAUUCGUGGAAGGAGAGGUUAGUUCGGCCAGCAAUGCUAAGAUUGCAUUGUAUUCUUGCCCUAUCGACAUCAUUCAGACUGAAACCAAGGGCACCGUUCUGAUCAAAAGCGCAGAAGAGCUAAAGAACUUUAGCAAGGGAGAAGAGAGCCUUCUUGAAUCUCAGAUAAAGGCAAUUGCAGAUACCGGAGCCAAAGUGAUUGUUGCCGGAGCCAAGUUCGGGGAUAUGGCACUACAUUAUAUGAACAAAUACGGUCUGAUGGCGGUUCGCCUUAAUUCAAAAUUUGACUUGCGUCGUCUCAGCAAAUCAGUUAAUGGAACCGUAUUGCCUCGUCUGACUCCACCAAGCCCCGAAGAACUCGGGUUCUGCGAUAACGUUUUUGUUAAUGAACUAGGUGAUACAUCUGUUUGUAUUUUUAAGUCUGAAGGUUCCGAUAGUCGUAUUGCUACUAUUGUGAUUCGUGGCUCAACCGAUAAUUAUAUGGACGAUAUUGAACGUGCCAUUGAUGAUGGUGUCAAUACAUUCAAAAGUCUAACUCGUGAUGGUCGAUUCUUACCGGGGGCUGGGGCUGUUGAAAUUGAACUUUCUCAGCAGUUGGCUGAAUAUGCCGAUACCUUGCCAGGGUUAGACCAAUAUGCUGUCCGCAAGUUUGCCAGUGCUUUAGAAAUAUUCCCUAAAGCUUUAGCAGAGAAUACAGGUAUUAAUGCAACCGAAGUGGUCAAUAAACUGCACCUAGCUCACAAGGAAGGCCACAAAAAUGAUGGAUUCGAUAUCGAUGCCGAACAUGCCUCAACCAUUGAUGUUACGGGAACUACGAUUUAUGAUCUGUUCCAGACAAAAUAUUGGAGCCUGAAAUAUGCGGUUGGAGCUGCCUGCACCAUUUUGAAGGUUGAUCAGAUUAUUAUGGCGAAGCGAGCUGGAGGACCAAAACCACGACAGGGAGGUUCAAAUAGCGACGACGAGUCUUAAUGGUUACAUUACCAAUAUUUAAUUUAAUAUUAAUGAUUAGUGUUGCAGGGCACGAAUUCUAUGUUUUAAGUUCUGCGUUCAAUUACAAAUUCACCACUAACUACUCAAAGAAUAUAAAAAAAAAUCAUGCUAAUAUUUCAACAUAACAUUUGCAUUAUUCAAAUAAUACAUAUUAACAAAAUAAUGGUAGUAGCUAACAUUUCAUAAAGAAAUGGUAUGUAUUAAAUUUUUAUCGUGAUUGAUUUUGCAAAUGCUCGACAGAAAAUACAAUUUGGCAUAAUAUAACACAAGU